AUGGCCGACAAAGACUUCGUAGAUGUCAAAGCUCUUUUGAGCCAACUCACUCUCAGUGAGAAAGUGGAACUCCUUGCUGGCCAAGGCUCGUUUCGCAUGACUGGCCUUGAACGUCAUGGUAUUCCAGGUCUUAUUAUGGACCUCACGGAAUCCGAGGCCGGCGAUCAUUCACACAUGCCAAGUCCCAUGUUACCGUCCGCUACAGGAAUGGGCGCAACCUUCAACACUGAACUGAUUCACAAGAUUGGUAGUCUCCUGGGUGAAGAAGCCAAAUACCGAGGCGUCCAUGUGCUGCUGGCACCGACACUCUGCCUUCAGCGUUCGCCCUUGAUCGGACGUGGUUUCGAGGCCUUUGGUGAAGACCCUUUCCUCAGCGGUACUCUGGGUGCCCACUACAUCAAUGGUGUUCAAGAACAGGGAGUCGGAACGAGUGUCAAGCAUUAUGCAGCCCACGAUCAAUCUGACAACAGUAUCGAGGAUAACGUGAUCAUGACGGAGAGGACUCUCAGAGAGGUGCAUAUGCUUCCAUUCCAGCUUGCACUCAGAGGCUCAGAUCCUUGGACGAUUAUGACUUCAUACAACAAGAUCAACGGCAUUCACGUAAGCGAAGACCCUUUGUUGAUGAAGGAAAUCCUUCGCGAAGAGUGGGGAUACAAGGGUCUUGUUAUGAGUGACUGGUUCGGCACUUACAGCACAUCAGAGGCUAUCAACGCCGGUUUAGAUCUUGAGAUGCCCGGACCAACAGACUGGAGAGGAAAGCGUCUCAAUAUCGCUGUAGACUCUCGCAAGGUCUCCAAAGCAACAGUCGAUCAGUCCGUCGAGAAUGUCUUGAAUCUCGUCAACAAAGUCAAGGCUGGUGAGGUUUCUGGAAAGCCACCUCAGUCAGACACCCCAGAACAGCGAGCCUUGAUUCGACAGCUAGUUGCGGAAUCAAUUGUACUUUUGAAGAACGAAAAGGAAAAGUUGCCGAUCAAGAACCCCGAGAAGCUCAAGUACGGACUUAUUGGAGAUCAUGUCAAGAACCCUUCACUGUGUGGCGGUGGAAGCGCUGAAGUCGAGCCUUACUAUGGUAUUACUCCGUAUGAAGCCAUCAAGGAGGUAGUUGGGGAAGAGAACAUUACUUACACUCCAGGAUGCAACUCUUUUAGGUUUAGUCCGCUCAUCAAGGGUCAAAAAACACCAGAUGGUAAAACAGAGGGUUGGCAUGUUGAGAUUUUCGGGGAGGACCCUGAGGAAAAUGAGGAUGCAAAGGCAAUCGUCUCAACCAUUGCGGAGAAGCAGCUGGUUGACGUGCCCGAAAGCUACCACUCGACCAUCCCGGCCAAAUACUACGUCAAGGCACAGGCCAAGUACACGAUCCAAGAAUCUGGGCGGCUCAAGUUCGGUUUUAGCACUUCUGGCAAGGGCAAACUGAAUAUCGAUGGCAAGGAUGUCAUUGAUCUAUGGACGAGUCAACCGCCCAAGACGGACUCAACUCCAUGCUUCAACCGUCUUUCCAUGGAACGAUUCUACGAGGGAGAGUUCCAAAAGGGCCAAGUUCUCGACCUUCAAGUGAUUCAGGUCAACGAGAACUUGUCAGGUGGUGUCGGCACUGCGCUAACGCUCACUGGACGCGUGGGUAUCUACGAGCUCUAUGAUGAGGAUCAAGGUAUCAAGGACGCUGUCGAGCUGGCCAAGAACGUAGAUGUCCCCAUCGUCAUCACGGGACUUUCUUCAGACUUUGAGUACGAAGGAAGCGACCGAAAGCACUUGAACUUGCCCGGUCGAGUUGAUGAACUGAUCGGGGCUGUUUUGCAAGCCAAUCCCAAUGCUAUCAUCAUUACCCAAUCGGGCCUCCCCAUCGAGAUGCCAUGGGAGUCACAGGCUUCUACACUUUUGCAUGCUUGGUUUGGUGGUCAGGAAUGCGGUCACGGAAUGGCUGAUGUUCUCUUCGGCAAAGCCAACCCGUCUGGACGACUGUCUUUGACAUUCCCCAAGUCUAUCAAGCAUACUCCUGCUUAUCUGACUUUCUCCAAGGCCGACUACGAUAUUAUGUACGGCGAAGGAGUCUUCAUCGGUCACCGGUACUACGAGAUGGUUGAUCGAGAGCCUCUAUUUUACUUCGGACACGGAUUGUCGUACUCGAAAUUUGCCUACUCGAAUCUUACAGUCCCUAAGGAAUUUGAGUCUUCUGUUGACCACAAGAUGCAAGUCACUGUUGACAUCAAGAACCAUGGACCAUUUGCUGGAGCCGAAGUUGUGCAGCUGUACAUCCACCACGCCAAUAGUUCUCUCCAGCGACCUGUAAGGGAGCUGAAGGCGUUCAGCAAGGUCUACCUGGAUGUGGACGAAGCUAAAACGGUUAACUUGACACUAGAUAAGUACUCAUUGUCUUUCUGGUGUCAGGAAGCAUCCACGUGGAAGGCCGAGGCUGGAACCUACACAAUUAUCCUUGCCUCAAGUUCUAACCCCAAGGAUGAGAUUGCUCGAGAAAGCUUUGUGCUGCCCGAAACCUUCUUUUGGAAGGGCCUGUAA
This is a messenger RNA of Fusarium graminearum PH-1, 2514 nucleotides long. RefSeq lists its product as uncharacterized. Lineage: Eukaryota; Fungi; Ascomycota; Sordariomycetes; Hypocreales; Nectriaceae. The transcript has 5 exons. Gene Ontology annotation, biological process: glucan catabolic process. The coding region runs from base 1 to 2514 and encodes 837 amino acids. The record is from RefSeq and is a predicted model, not a curated record. Gene Ontology annotation, molecular function: beta-glucosidase activity.